Messenger RNA from Hirsutella rhossiliensis, 1101 nucleotides. RefSeq names its product putative queuosine, q, salvage protein family domain-containing protein. Bases 1 to 1101 code for a protein of 366 amino acids. NCBI's taxonomy places the organism in Eukaryota, Fungi, Ascomycota, Sordariomycetes, Hypocreales, Ophiocordycipitaceae. The record is from RefSeq and is a predicted model, not a curated record. The transcript has 4 exons.
AUGUCUGACGAUGAAGUGGACCUCGAGCUUCUCGACCUCCUCCGCAACCACCUCCAGGGCAAGCUAGCCAUCCACAAGGAGCCCGAGACGGGCGUCCUCGAGGGCGCAGAGUAUGUCUACGACAACGGCGUCGACGUCGCCAUCGACAUGCGCUCCACCAAGGCCGCCGCAGAGACAAUCUACGCCCAGAUGCAGCAGACGCACUACUCGACGGCUACCUGGUCCGAACACCAGCUGCACCCGCAGGCAAAGGACGAGCAGACGGUCGCCUUCAUCUUCACCAUGGACCUGCUCAACUUUUCCUUUUGGUCCGAGCUCCCGGAUGACGAGUGCUUCGCCGUCGACUAUCGCGGCAAGCAGUGGACGGGCUACUGGAGUCUUGUCGCUGCCCUCCAGCGAGCCCUGGACGACGACAUUCCCAUAACGGCUCCUCAUUUCUGGCAAAACGAGGACGAGUGCAACCUCGAGACCCUGCGCCACGUCUUCAGAUCGUGCACGGAUGAGGAGAUGCCCAUGCUACAAGAGCGCCUGGCCUGCCUGAGAGAAAGCGGCCAGGUUCUCUACGAGCGGUACGACUCUUCCUUCAUUAACGUCGUCUCUGCCGCCGGCGGCAGCGCAGCGCGCCUCGUCAACCUGCUGGCGCACGACUUUUCGUGCUUCCGCGAUGAGCACACCUUCAACGAGAGACACAAGCCCGUCCGCUUUCUGAAGCGCGCCCAGAUCCUCGUCGCCGACCUCUGGGCCUGCUUCCAGGGCGAGUCGUGGGGCAAGUUCCGAGACAUCGACAAGAUCACAAUGUUUGCCGACUACCGCGUGCCCCAGAUCCUCAUCUCCAUGGGCGCCUUGUACUGCUGUCCGUCCCUGAGUGCCGCCAUCAAAGACAAACGGCUGCUGGAGAGCGGGGCUAGCUGGGAGGUGCAGCUGAGAGCGUGUAGCAUAUGGUGCGUCGAGAUGAUUCGUAGAGAAAUCUUGAGACAGCAUCCCGGGACGCAUGUCAACGCGAUCCUGAUUGACUUCUUCCUGUACGAUAAGAUGAAAGAGCUAGAGGAACAGGGCCGGGGGGAAAUACCCCAUCAUAGAACGCGGAGCAUAUGGUAUUAG